This is a messenger RNA of Clunio marinus, 1656 nucleotides long. The record is from the annotation of a GenBank genome assembly. Lineage: Eukaryota; Metazoa; Arthropoda; Insecta; Diptera; Chironomidae.
AGUUGUUUGCUGAUCGUUCUAGGUUGAGCACAAGCUACUUAAAAUGGGCAAAAAAGUAACUCGGAUCUGUUUCCUGCUGUUUAUUUUUGGCUUAUCAUCUGUUGCUUCAGAUGAGAUAUUGAAAUGUAGAAAAGAAAUAAAGAACGCCCAUAGGCGUCCUGUUGUAACUUGUUAUGUCGAUGUGGCAGUUCGUGAAAAGGGAGAAAUACUUUCUGAACCAAUUGAUACUGAAAUAUCAACUUUGACUUUUACAAAUAAUAAUACAAAAUAUUUGCCUGAUAACGUUGCAGCAACUCUUCCAAACCUUCAGACGAUCUUUGCAUAUAAAUGUUCAAUAAAGGAGAUUCAGAAAACUAAUUUUGUCGGGCUUUCAAAACUGAAGAAAUUAUGUUUAUUUGAUAACCAACUUGAAAGUGUGGAAGGCAACAUCUUUUCAGAUUUGAUAUCAUUGAAAAAUUUAGAACUGCAAAACAACGCGAUAAAUCAUAUUGAUAGGAAUGCCUUCCUCGGACUAAGCAAUUUGAAAACAGUGUAUUUAAGAAACAACAAAUUGGAAAAAUUAGACCAUGAAAUGUUUACAUCUUUGUCAUCGUUGGAAUAUCUUAAUUUGGAUAAAAACGUGAUAAAUCAUAUUGAUAGAAAUGCAUUUCACGGACAAGGCGAGUUAGAAAUAUUGUAUUUAAGUGGCAAUAAAUUGGAUAAAUUGUACAAUGAGAUGUUUACAUCUUUACCAUCGUUGGAAUCACUUUAUUUGGGUAAAAACGUGAUAAAUCAUAUUGAUGGGAAUGCUUUUCACGGACUAGGCAAUUUAGAAGAGUUGAUAUUAGAAAACAACAAAUUGAAUAAAAUAGACCAUGAAAUGUUUGCAUCUCUAUCAUCGUUAAAAUAUCUUAAUUUGGAAAACAACGCGAUAGAUCAUAUUGAUAAAAAUGCAUUUCACGGAUUAGGCAAGUUAGAAACAUUAUAUUUAAAAAACAACAAAUUGAAUAAAUUGGACCAUGAAAUGUUUGCAUCUUUGUCAUCGUUAAAGUAUCUUCAUUUGGACGAUAACAAAUUGGAAAGCUUAGAUUUUGGUCUACUUAAGCCUUUGUCAUCAGUGGAGGGAUUCCAUUUAGCAAAUAAUUCGCUCACACAUAUUGACGAAGAAAUUUUCAAAAAAUUCAAAAUGUUCUUUCCCAAACUUCGAGUGAUCGAUUUAUCAUCAAAUCCUUGCAUCAACAUGAAGACUUCAACACUUUACUACGGUGAAAAAAAUGAGACUGAAAUAGAGCAAAUGAUUCCAACUGUAAGCGCCAAUUGUCAAAGGAAACUGGAAACGAAGGAUGAUCAUUUGAACCAAUAACUUUUCAAGUUCAAACAACAAAUCGUGCAACAAUUUUCCGGCUUCAAAGAGGAAAUAAAACAACAAGUUUCCAAUUCGAUAAGAAACUUGCAUUAAUGCAAUUUAUAUCUUUAAUUAUUGUUUAUUGACAGUUUCAUAUUAUUUUGGAAUACAUAAAGAAUCCAAAAAGAAAUAAGAAAUUAAGAUUUAUUAAAGUGGAUGGCAAUCGUAAUCUGCAGGUUCUUCUUAAAUUAAGUACUGCUUGAAAUUGUAUUUAAAUGAAGUUGUUAUGCAUCAUGAUGCGAACGAUUCUCGAAUCUCGAUGUCAUGCUCAC